This is a messenger RNA of Amoebophrya sp. A25, 4029 nucleotides long. Lineage: Eukaryota; Dinophyceae; Syndiniales; Amoebophryaceae. The record is from the annotation of a GenBank genome assembly.
AGGAUUCUUGGUUUGAUGGUUUUGCCGUUAAAUGGACAGUAUCAUGAGGAGACUUUUGGAUUAAGAUGAAGUUUUAUGUAAGUAUUAGACGGUGCUUUUGGCUGCGAUGGAUAGAUCCUUUUCGUCACCUUGUUCACCUUGUUUCUCCAAAGAAGUUCAAGUUUUCACUUCACUAGGUGGACUAGUUUACGUACUAGAAGAACCUCGAAGUAGUGGCAUUCCUUGGAGACGAUUAUUUUCAUUUACUUGGCAGAUAAGACAGGAUACCAGGAGCAUUAGCGCGUUAAGCGUGCUCGGUUUACAACUCAGUUGAGUUUGUGCUCCGCAUGCGGCAUGAUUUCCAUAUAUUAUAUAUUAUAAGAUCCAAAGCACCUUUUCCGAAUAAGAAUAAAAGCCGAGGCCUUUGGUCUAAAACUGAUAGAGGAGAUCUUCAAACCAUAACCAUGAGGGCCCCACCCGUAUCUCCAGGCGCAGAGAUUUUCGUGUGUCAGGCGGGCAGCUGUAGUCAAGCCGGUUCAGCAGCUACGUUGGUUGAAAUCGAGGAGUUGGUAAGCGCGUCACGGUCAGUGUGUGCAUUGAAUCAGGGUGGAAGCAGCAAAAGCAACAAGGCAAACUCGCCACCAGGAGGUCUUCCGUCAGUGUGUGAAGGUACGACAGCAGCUUCCUCUUCGUCCACGUCGCCUUCCUCCUUGGACGCAGCGUCGUUUGGUGGAGACAAUGUCGGAAGUGAAGAUACGGUAGUACGGCCAAGCGGUUGUUUAGGGUUGUGUCGGCAAGCGCCGGGAGUGAUGGUGCUGCGAGAGAACCGGCGUGAAUCGGCGUUCAUGCGCGUGCGGGAUGUCGAAAGCAGUGCCCGGGUAGUGGAAUACGCCACGGGCGUUCCGGCAACGUCGCUGCUGAAGGCGCAGGCGCCCGGUGCGAAACAGCGACUGAUGGAUGUGCGGUUAGCACGGGCGCGACAACACGCCACGAAAGUGUUUAAGUGGAAUGCAGCGUUAAAGGGCAUGGGGGAACAGUUUGAGACGACCGGCAAAAAUGCUCACCAAGACCCGAAGAAAUUUGGCCAGCUAGCCAUGGAAUACGGCAUUAUCCUUUCAAAUGCAGGCCUGUGGGAAGAAUCUGCGACAGUUCUCAGUCGAGCAGCUGAAAGACUCGCUUCGGAUGAGGAAAAGAAAGCUGCUCCACCGACUUCUAGCAUUAAUCACUCCCAUAAAUCUUCAACAUCGGAUAAAAAUAAUACUACAGGCACAGAAAGUUCUGAGCAAGACGGAGACGAUGACACCACCGAAUCGUCUGAUAGUUCGCCUUCGAACAUGCUUUUUAGGAGUAGAAGGAAUUUUGUGCUCCCAAACAACAGUCCCGGAACCCGGAAUGCAUUCGCCCAACUAGCGGCUCCGGGUCGAUUUCCCGGUAUGCUGAACAUGAGCUCGCGUACGAAAGCGGCACGAGACGACGGGUUUGCGAUUCGACAGUACGCAGCAAAUUUGAGGGAACGCUUCGAGCAAGUUCAAAAUCUUUUGCUGAAAAAAGUUGCAGUGCUUUGCAAGCACGACCAGCGAACUGCUCUAGAAGCAAUGCAAGCGGAACUAGAGAAAGCUUUAGGACUUGACGACACGACUGACGACGAGGAGGGAUUUUCAUCUGCUGAGGAGGAAGCUCCUGGUCCUGGCUGUGGUGAAAAAGCUAACAAAGCAAGGAGACCUACUAGCACAAAGACUGGAGAUAGGAAAGGCGGUGGUGAAGGUGCGCAAGUUGCCGCACCACAAAAGGCGGCAAAACAACAGCAAAAAUGUGCCGAAGAAGUGAAAGAGGAUUCUUUGAGAAAUUCUGUGAAGGGCGUCAUGGCCACUCCGGCAGCCAUAGGAAUGUUGGGAGAGCGGGAGAAUCGCGUAGUCUUGGCUGUGAUCACCGGAAGCAUAGCAAAAGUCCCACUGCCGCCAACAGAUGAGGUAAACAAAAAAGCUGACACCUCCAGUUCAACAACUUUGUCAUUGCGGAGACAGCUUUUCCCUUUCCCGGAGGCAAUAGAUAAGUACACGAAGUGGAAGCUGACGAGCGUACGACCAGUUUCCGCACACAGCGCAGUGUUUCGUUUCGUGUCGAGCGAUCGUCUACGCGGAACUCCGCAUCCACGAGGAAGGGGCAAAACUGCGGUCCCGAACACGUGGCAUGUCACUCUCAUCGCUCCGGCAGCUUGGUCACCGACAUCAGAAGGAGGAUUUGUUUCAUCUGUGGAAGAUAGAAAAGCAUCGUCUACCUCCACGGAUGAAAACGAGGAUGGAGUUGAUGAGGGUCCAUUGCCCUGGGUAGAGCGGGACUAUACACCUGUGAGCACGGCAGGUGAGUGGGAGCGUGGUGUCUGCGAGAUGCUAAUCAAGGUUUACAAAGACGGGCGAGGGACAUCAUGGCUGCACACGAUAUCACACGCGCAGUCAGUGGAACAAAAGGCAUGUGCGGAAGAUCGUGUACCCCAUCUUCAGCAAUUCUUGUUUCAACAAAAUCGCAUCAGCAAGUCAGAAAACGGUCUUCAUCACGAUGAUAAGAAUCAGUUUUCAACCGAGCGAUUCCGAGACGCUUUCGCAGCAGAAGUUCCGAUUGAAGUGUGGCUGUCGCACCCCGUUCCGACUCUCCAAGUACCACAGCUCGUCACUCCAGGCAACGAAGAUUCAUCCGGCAACGGUAAGCCUCCUGCGAGUGUGCUUCUAGUUCUCGGUGGGACGGGCGUUGUCGCGGCACCACAGAUUUUGGCAUUCCGUGAUCCUACGACGAAACUAUGCAUUGCAACUCGGAAAGUGGACCAGCUGCGAGUACCUGUGGACCUGGUGUUGUCCUGCAGAAAGGAUGACAUUCUGAUGCUUCCGGAGGUUAUAGCAUGGUGUCGGGAAGGAGCAGGAUUACCCGAUCCAGAAGCGAGUUCUUCAACCAGUAACAAUCGGCGAGCGAAUGAUGAACCGGUUGGCACACGGGGACUUCGUAGCUGUGUCCUGCAUAUCACCAAGGAAGCGGCUUCGGCUCCGACUUGUGUGAAUACCAAUACGGAAGGAACCGAGAACACUAACUCCACAACCAUCAACUACAGCAGGCCUUUUUCGCGAUCAGAAAGCGAUGCCGAAGAAGUAGAACGGCAAUUGUCUGUCUUUCAGGAGCUUCCGAACGCACGUGUGGUGGAGUGGCGACUUGACCAAAAAACAAUCAAGCAGGCUGUCAAACGGAUGCCUCAGCCGUGUCGAGUGGUUGUCUCCGGACCCACAGAAUUCAACGCCGCAGCGCGGAGAAUGCUUUUAGAUACAGGCAUGCUGAAGGAGGACGCGCUCACUAUCCUCACAGCAUGAGUUUUUGUUGUGGGUGCGUAACUGGGAGUUGUUGACUCGUUGACAGCUUGACAUAAUUUAACAUAUCAUGAGUGGUAGGCUAUGACUCCGUGUCACUGUUGCCUUGUCGUUGAUGCCAGACUCUAGUUAUUUUCAGGUGGACGAAAGCAUCCAGCACUGGCGUCGACGAAAUCGUGAGUGGUGUGCAAAUGAAACAUUCUAUUUUACCUGAGUGGUAUGUUACUUGAACGUAGGGCUAUCCUUAUACUAUAGAUACAUAGUAAAUAAUCCUAUCCAUCGACGAUUUCUCGAAAUGCUAUCGCGGUACUUUGACGUUUCAACUUGAGUGGUAGUUUCAUAGGAAAUGAACCCCGCUAGUAGACCUCGACGACAUGAAAAACAAAAAUGCCGACGACACUUAACACACUUAUAAUAUAUAUUCUUGAUUAUAGGAAUUUUCAGUAUAAUCGACCAGUACACAGGCCAAGUUGAUCGUAGUGAGUCAUGAGCCAAGGAUGUUUUGUCUCUGGUGUCUCAGUUUCGAACUUCUCCAGGCUAUUUAAUGAAGAACAAAACUUAAACUAGUCGCCGACGUUUCUCUGGCACAGUGAAAUAACAAUUCGACACCCCUUUCCAACUUCGCCCGAUCUAGCAGUUUUUUGGAUCCUAAAUCGCUGAAAACAAAGUGGAAAGAAAAUAGAUUUCAACACACUGGUCG